Messenger RNA from Pyricularia oryzae 70-15, 1815 nucleotides. RefSeq lists its product as uncharacterized. The transcript has 5 exons. Gene Ontology annotation, molecular function: basic amino acid transmembrane transporter activity. Bases 1 to 1815 code for a protein of 604 amino acids. NCBI's taxonomy places the organism in Eukaryota, Fungi, Ascomycota, Sordariomycetes, Magnaporthales, Pyriculariaceae. Gene Ontology annotation, cellular component: fungal-type vacuole membrane. The record is from RefSeq and is a predicted model, not a curated record. Gene Ontology annotation, biological process: transmembrane transport; basic amino acid transport.
AUGGCACCUGGUCCUGCAGAGAUUCUGGUCCCGGACCCAGCCGGACUUUCGCCCACGCUCACCGACGAACCGACACCAUGGCCGGCUCACCUGCCGAUGCACCUACGGCUUUCUGCCGAGACGGCAGGAGACGUCGACUACUUUACGGGCGCCAUCUGUGACGAGACGACGGCCCUCCUCCCCGACGCCAAGGCAGCCUCGAGGCACAGCAAGCCCUCGUCGCCGGAAGAGCCGGCAAAGCCCAGUCCCUUCCUGGGCGGCGUGUCGACCGGUCGGUUCUGGGUGAUAUUCUCGGGCAUCCUCUUUACGUACUUUGUCGUCAUCUUCGACGCGACCAUCCUGUCCUCGUCGCACCCCGUCAUCACGAGCUACUUUGGCGCGUCGCAGAGCGCCUCGUGGCUGUCGACCGCCUACCUCCUCACCAGCACGUCGUUUCAGCCAUUGGUUGGGCGCAUCUCGGACAGCACGGGUCGAAAGCUGCCCUUUGUGCUGAGCAUGGUCGUCUUCACCGUCGCGACGCUCGGCUGCGCGGUCGCGCCGACCAUGGGAGCUUUUAUUGCCGCUAGGGCUAUAUGUGGGUUCGGUGGUGGUGGGAUGAUGGGGAUGGCGAGUAUCUGUGUUGGGGAUCUCGUGCCUAUUGAACGCCGUGGGCCUUACCAGGCGACGAUGAGCGUCAUGUUCGGCGUCAGCUCCAUGGCCGGCGCGGCUCUAGGAGGUCUCAUGGCGGACCGUCUCGGCUGGCGGUGGGAGUUUGGAGUGCAGGUUCCCAUUCUGCUGCUUACCCUCGUUGUCAUCGUCUUCGCUCUGCCAGAGAAUUUGGGGCUUUACGGAAACCAUAGAGAGUCGCUGCGAGAAUCUCUACGGUCUUUUGAUUUCAAGGGCUCUUUUCUCUUGACUUUGGCAGUGACAUUUCUCAUUCUUGGGCUGGACAUUGGCGGGAAUUUACUUCCCUGGUCUCAUCCUUUGAUCAUAGCCUCAUUGGUUCUUGCCCUGGUCUUUUUCCCACUCUUUCUCCACGCGGAAUCUUUGGCAGAGAAACCAGUUAUGCCGCUGGACCUUGUUCGCAAAGCCCCGGUGAUGAACCUGAUAUUCUCAAACCAUCUCGCAUCGUUCCUUGCCAAUGCUAUUUUAUUCAACGUUCCGCUCUUUUUCCAGGCUGUGCUCCUCACCUCGGCAACAGACUCAGGCCUUCGCCUCGCCGCACCCUCUGUAAUAUCCUCCAUCGCCGGCGUCGCCACCGGCUUCCUGAUUACAUAUACCCGCGACCUGAAGUGGGCUCCGCUCCUGGGCUCCUUCCUCUUCCUCGCCGGCGUAGGCCUACUGUCAGCCAUGCGCGCCGGACUCCCAGACUACUUCUACCUCCUAUGCCUGGUCCCAUCGUCGAUCGGCCAGGGCCUGCAAUUCCCCGGAACCUUCCUGGCCGUGCUGGGCGUGACGGAGCAGCGGGCCGUCGCCGUGGUCACCACGACGCUGCAGCUGUGGCGGAGCCUGGGCGCCGUCGCCGGCAUCGCGGGCUCCAGCCUCGUCGUCCAGGCCGCGCUGGGCAGGUUCCUCGACGCAAACGUCUCGGCCGGCGAGGCGGAAAAGGCAGAGAUCAUAAAAGCCGUCAAGAGGUCCGUCGGCGCCAUCGCCUCCCUCCCGGAGCCGUACAGGUCGCAGGUCGUGCGCAGCUACGAGUCGGCCCUCAGCCUCAUGUUUGGCUGCUGCGUUGGUUUGGCCAUGGUCUCGCUGCUGCUGUUGAUUCCCAUCGAGCUGCCAAAGCUAAGGCCCAAGGAGCCUGUCUCACAAGAUGCAGCUGAGGAGCCGGCGGCGUGA